Molecule: messenger RNA, 1584 nt
Organism: Penicillium odoratum
Lineage: Eukaryota; Fungi; Ascomycota; Eurotiomycetes; Eurotiales; Aspergillaceae
Gene: aglA
Product: putative alpha-galactosidase
Exons: 1
Coding region: 1-1584 (527 amino acids)
Biological process (GO): carbohydrate metabolic process
Molecular function (GO): hydrolase activity, hydrolyzing O-glycosyl compounds
Source: RefSeq, a predicted model, not a curated record
AUGGCGAGUCUUCUAAUGACCCCAUUACUUCCGGUCAUGGCUUCAGUUGAGAACCCAGGUCUUCUUCCUAGCCCUCCAAUGGGAUUCAAUAACUGGGCCCGAUUCGAAUGCGAUCUUAAUGAGACGCUCUUCACGGAGACUGCGGAUUCCAUGCUCAACCGCGGCUUGCUUGAUGCAGGCUACAAUCGUCUCAACCUUGACGACUGCUGGAUGCAAACCUCUCGUGCGGCCAAUGGCUCAUUGCAGUGGAACUCAACCCUCUUCCCCAAUGGUAUUCCUUGGCUGGCGAACUAUGUCCAGGAACGCGGUUUCCACUUGGGCAUCUAUGAAGACGCAGGCAAUGCGACCUGUGGUGGUUACCCCGGCUCUUUCCAACACGAGGAGCAAGACGCUGAGACUUUUGCUAACUGGGGCAUUGACUACCUCAAGCUGGAUGGUUGCAACGUCUACGCCGAGGAUGGACGACCUCUACGAGAUGAAUACCACUCCCUAUACAGCAAGUGGCAUACGAUCCUCAACGAGAUGUCACAGCCCUUGAUCUUCUCCGAAUCUGCACCAGCAUACUUCUGCACCAAUGAGACCGAUUGGAUGAGAGUCAUGGACUGGAUCCCGUUUAAUGGGGAUCUGGCUCGCCAUUCGGACGAUAUCCUUGUUUACUCGGGCGAAGGCAGUGCGUGGGAAAGCAUCAUGGCGAACUACGAAUUUCAGAUUCAGCUUGUACGCUACCAGCAGCCGGGCUACUACAACGAUCCCGACUUCCUGAUCCCCGAUCACCCGGGUCUGACUGAGGACGAGAAGAAAUCACAUUUCGCGCUGUGGGCUUCAUUCGGGGCACCGCUCAUUAUCAGUGCUUAUAUCCCCGAUCUUCCGGAGGAGGUCAUCACCUUCCUCAAGAACAAGGAUCUCAUCACCGUCGAUCAGGAUCCACUGGCCGAGCAGGCUGCUUUGGUUACACGUAACGCCGAUUUCGAUGUUCUAACCCGCUCACUGGCAAACGGAGAUAGACUUCUCACUGUGCUGAACCGUGGAAAUAAGACCGCGAAGAUCACAAUCCCGGUAGCGCAGCUCGGUCUGGAUUCCGGCUGCCAGUACCGUGCCCGUGAUCUGUGGACUGGUGCCGUUGAAACGUUCAAACAUUCCGUGGAGAUUACUCUUGAUUCCCACGCCACUAUUGUCUACCGCAUCACACCCCCGCGCGGAUGCACAAAGACUACCCCAACUGGUAUGAUCUUCAACACAGCCUCUGGGAAGUGUUUGACCGCUUCAAGCACUGUCACGUUCAAGGCAUGUGAUGCGAUCGAUUCCCAAGUCUGGUCUGUCUCUGGAUCUGGCAGUCAGCUCACUCUGAGCCCAUUGUCGGAUAAUUCUAAGUGUCUUGCCGCCAAGGACGGGUCUAUCUCACUUGUAGAAUGUGGAACUGGCUCUGGGACCAUCUGGUCUCAUUUCCUUACGGGUCACUUGAAGAGCGAUGAUGGUUGCUUGACUGAUUCUUCGGGGGCUAGUCUGGGUAGCUGUGAUCAGAGUGUGGCUGGACAAAUUAUGGGGUUGCCUAGUGGUGUUCAGCUGGCUGCUGGGAUUGCUUAG